CCCUCACUUUACAGGAUACACGACAACUCCGAUUUCGACGCGGCAGCAGAACCUGACUCGGCUGGUGAAAUAAGUUUUCACAACAACAGAAGCUCGUUUAGAUCUUAAUCUCCGUUUGCUAUUUGCAAGCAUUUCGUGGCCCUGCCCCUUGCGCGGUGACUCAACGCCAACUGCGACGUGGCCUGAGUUUGUGGCCAGGCAGCAGUACUUAUAUCAUCAGUACAAAAGCGCAAAAGCCGAUCGCAAAGCUCUAGCACUUGGAAGAAGUUCAAGAAGCAAUACAUCAUCAAUUACCAACGCUACACACCUUCAUCAUAACCACACUCCACCCUCACAGCUCAGCUCAUCCACUAUGGCAUCCUUCGUAGUUGACCUAUGGGAGUCCAUCUUUGUACCCGGCCCUACCCCAGUUCUCCUGCAGGCCGCCAAUGCGACAUUUGCUGCUCUUCAGCUUCUCCUCUUUAUUCUCCUCUGCUCAACUUACAGCAUCCACUUUGUCGUCCUCUCAGUACUUUCGGGAGGCCUCUGGUGGUCCAUCAACUGGUUUGCGGCAGAACUAGCAGCAGCCAAGGCCCGGGGAGACUUUGACGGGAAGAAGGAGUAUGUGAAACCAGAUCAAGAAGAAGACGGCGAAGAAACAGAGGUGGAAGAUGUUGGUAAGAAGCCUAAGCAAACUACCGGCGCCGACGCCGACGCAAGCACCAGCACAGUCACCAAGCGAAAGGGUGGCAAGGCGGCAAAGGCAGAGGCUUCUGGAGUUAGCACAGAAGACGAAUGGGAGAAAGUAUCUAAUAACGAGUAAGAUACUGUGUCACAUUGCCUUCGAUUAUGGACUACGCGUCUGUGGCAGCAAUAGUCUUGCAACGACCAAAUUGACGCAAAGAGUACAUCACCUGUUUUUGUAUCAACAGAUAGCUAUCCCAUAGCCACUCCUGGAAUAAAUGGGGUAUCUUUAAC
[Torrubiella] hemipterigena is the source of this 957-nucleotide messenger RNA. The record is from the annotation of a GenBank genome assembly. Lineage: Eukaryota; Fungi; Ascomycota; Sordariomycetes; Hypocreales; Clavicipitaceae.